AUGGUUCGGAUCCGGACAGCUAUCUCUUCUGUGCUGUCUCAAACUGCUGAACCAGUGCAAAGCCACUCUUCGCCUUUCAUGAACAUUGUCCGGGAUGUAGAACCACCACUUCCUUCAGGAUAUCCACUACAAGCAUUUGAUGUCAAUGGCCCUAAUACAGUUAGAGCUCUCAAUCUUCAGUCAGAGAAUAAUUUAUCCACCAGCAACUGUUCUUCUUCAAAUGCCCAGCCUGUUCUGGAGCCAAAGCUCUCAUGGAAUUCGGUUUCAGGCAGUAGGUUACAUAUGGAGACCUUUACUUCCAGUACCUCUGCACAUCCAACACCUCCGCUUCCCCCUCUGCCACCACCAUUUUCCACUCCAAUUACCCAUUGCCCUACAACUAUUUCUGGAUCACAGGCUUCACUGUAUAAUCAGGGAAGUGUUGCAGCCCAUCUCACUCCACCUUUGACUCCUAUAAAUGACACAAGUUUAGGAAUUUUUUCUACACCAGGAACAAGCAUAGCUUCUUAUUCACUACCGGCAUUUACACGAACUUUGCUGAUGAGUAGGCCGGCUUCUGUACCUGGAACAUUGUUUAGCCCACCUACCCUGCAACACGGACAGAACUCAUCGAUUCUUUCACAGCCUGUCAAAAACUGCCGAACCAGUGCAAAGCCACUCUUCGCCUUUCAUGAACAUUGUCCGGGAUGUACAACCACCACUUCCUUCAGGAUAUCCACUACAAGCAUUUGAUGUCAAUGGCCCUAAUACAGUUAGAGCUCUCAAUCUUCAGUCAGAGAAUAAUUUAUCCACCAGCAACUGUUCUUCUUCAAAUGCCCAGCCUGUUCUGGAGCCAAAGCUCUCAUGGAAUUCGGUUUCAGGCAGUAGGUUACAUAUGGAGACCUUUACUUCCAGUACCUCUGCACAUCCAACACCUCCGCUUCCCCCUCUGCCACCACCUUUUUCCACUCCAAUUAC
Phoenix dactylifera (date palm) is the source of this 957-nucleotide messenger RNA. The record is from RefSeq and is a predicted model, not a curated record. NCBI's taxonomy places the organism in Eukaryota, Viridiplantae, Streptophyta, Magnoliopsida, Arecales, Arecaceae.